UUGAAGUUCGCUUCGCUACCACCCUUCCCCUUUCCUUUCCCUCUACCCCUUCAUCUCCCCUCCCACCUUAGCCCCGGUUCUUCCUUUAGAGUAGAGUUUGGUUUGACAGCUGUCUUAGGUUCAAUACUUCCCCAAGUUUCGCUCUUUUUUCGAGUGACUGAAUCAUGGAGGAGAUCAAUCCAUCGUCAUGUGACACAUUUGUCGUAUUGCCCCCUUUGACAUCGCACCAAGGCGUUGUGUUUGGUAAGAAUUCUGACAGGCCCAAUGGAGAGGUGCAGGAAUUGGUUUACCUGAAGGGGCAAGACUUCCCAACUGGUGCUAAAGUUUCGUGCACCUACAUUGAAAUCGACCAAGUUAGCAAAACCUUCCCUGUAAUUCUGAGCAAACCAGCAUGGAUGUGGGGAGCAGAAAUGGGAGCAAAUGACCAAGGUGUGUGCAUUGGAAAUGAGGCGGUAUGGUCGAACUAUAAAAGUGGUGAUGAGAAGCAAGAAAGGCUUCUCGGGAUGGAUUUAGUGAGGCUAGGUUUGGAACGUGGAGGCAGUGCAGACGAAGCUGUAACAAUCAUCACCCAACUCCUAGAAGAACAUGGCCAAGGAGGUCCGUGCUCAGACAUCAAUCCCAGGAUGUUUUACCACAACUCUUACUUGAUUGCUGACAGGAAGGAAGCAUGGGUUUUAGAAACAGUCGGAAAACUGUGGGCUGCUGAAAGAGUGGAAUCUGGAUUUAGGAACAUUUCAAACGCUUUGACCAUUGGAACAAAGAUGGACCGCAAGUGUUCAAAUCUACUUGAUGUGGCAAAGAGUGAAGGACUGUGGGAUGGGAUGGGUGAUUUCCACUUUGCUAAAGCCUUUGGGAAACACAAUGAAGAUGCGGAGGAAAGAAAACAGCGUGGACAAAAAAUGCUCACCAUUCUUUCUGGAGGGAAUCAAUUUUGCAUUGUUGAUAUGUUAGGCAUUCUCCGUGACAAAGAGUCAAAUAUUUGUAGGGGAACUGAUCAUCUAAACCCUACAGCAAGCAGUCAGGUUUCGGUGCUUUCUCCAGUUGAUAGUGCUAAGCCAAGCUGCCAUUGGUUUACUGGAACACCUGACCCCAGCAUUUCUGUCUACAAACCAUUCGUAUUCACCCCCAAUGUGCAGAUUUCUCAUCUUACCAUCAGUCCAGUUCCUGACCCAGACCCUGCAAAGAUCAUACCACGUUUCUCGACUACUGUUGAUCGAUCCCACCAGCUCUACAAAUUUCACCAAACUGCAACUAGCAAGCCCAACAGGGAAGAGAUCAUUGCAAAGCUACGCUCAAUGGAGGAAGGAUGCCUGAGUGAAGUGCAAGCAUUCAUUGAUAAAUUUGAGGCAGGUCAACCUCUGACUGAAAUGGAUGAGCUUUUGAAAGACAUUGUUGAAACAGAAAUAAAGUUCUACAAAUAAAAUGUCUCAUUUCGACGUAUAUGUUGCAUGCUGCUUGCAAUUUAUAGUUUUGAUUCAAAAAAUCAUGUUUAUUUCAAUUUCUAUUUAAGAAAGUAAUGUUUCCAAAAAGCAAUCUGUUGUUCCAUUUAAGAGAGAAAAGACAUUCCAUUUGUAGCAUAUGCCAAGUUCACAAGACACUUUUUUUUACGUCUUUAGAUUAUUAAGGCUUAAAAAAGUAAUGCGUUGGCAGCCGUUUGGUUGGUGGUGGUUGGUUUAAAUGAGGGAUACAGCACCUAGUGGGACAUAAAAGGGAUCACUAAGCAAAACUCUGCACAUGCCAAUGUACAGUAUCUCACUUGCUGCUAAGAACUAAAUUUGCCUUGUGAAUGUCUGCCACAAUUUUUGUUUCAGAUCAUCAUAGUCCAAGUACAAUAUUUAAUUUUAUACCCUUAUUUCUGAGUCAUUGCACAGACUUUGCCAAUUGGUUAAAUGCUUUAAGGUAGAUCUCUGUCAACCAGAACUGAAAGAGAUAUUUCAUUUGAUCUGAGAGUUUUCCAUCAUCUCUUUCUGAUGACCAAAUUUUGUGGCAGUUUUUGUGUUGAUGCUCAUUUCUUGUGAUAUUGUUUGCGUGCAAGGGCAAUCCCUUGUACAUUUGGGUGAUGUGAAUUUGUUAUAUGUAUGUUUGUGUUUUUUAUAGUUUUAAAUUUACUUUUUAACAUUUGAGUUGACUAACAGGCUGAUUACUAGAUUUUCUAGAUUUGUAUUUCAAUGACUACAAUCAUGGCUUUUACCUGUGUUUCUGUAUGCAUGCAUUCUUUCCUUCUCAAGCUGCUUAUGUUAUUUAUUACGUGACUCUAUUUUAUGCCUUGCUGUUGGCCUUGCAAUUUUAGCUUUAGUCAUAACAAAGUUCUGUUAUUACUGUCUCCCACCCUGACUGUGUCAAGAAAUAAAACAGGUGUUUGGUUGUAAGCUUUCUUGGCUAAAAAUAUUUUGGUUAAGAAAUGAAUUUCUAGAAAAUAUUAUUAUGCCUCUUAGAUGUUCCUUCUCUGUUUGUGAUAUUUUACCUUAUUUUAAAUUUUUGUUUUCUGAAAUCACUAACUCUUGUUGAACAACAUCUGUUUUUAUCAGAAUCUUGAAUCAAAUGGAAUCAGUACUAAUUGUGCUUGAUACAUUCUGAAAGCUUUAUUCUUAGGAAUAGUUAUCGUAAAUAUGUGAAGCACAACUUUUUUAUGGUUUUUUAUGUUCCUAGAUUUUUGGAUGGGCAUUUUGUAUGUGUUAUGAAAUCAUCACUUUGUACUUGUCAAUUUCUCAGUGUACCAUGUCACAAAUGUCUACUGCUUGUUAGAAAUAAAUCUUGUUUAUGAGCUUUAAUGCUUUACCUUC
Molecule: messenger RNA, 2783 nt
Organism: Thrips palmi
Lineage: Eukaryota; Metazoa; Arthropoda; Insecta; Thysanoptera; Thripidae
Product: secernin-2
Exons: 8
Coding region: 165-1421 (418 amino acids)
Biological process (GO): proteolysis
Molecular function (GO): cysteine-type exopeptidase activity; dipeptidase activity
Source: RefSeq, a predicted model, not a curated record